Messenger RNA from Cuscuta campestris, 3922 nucleotides. The record is from the annotation of a GenBank genome assembly. Lineage: Eukaryota; Viridiplantae; Streptophyta; Magnoliopsida; Solanales; Convolvulaceae.
CUAGAUGAGUAUUUAUGCAUGUCCGACCGAACUGGGUAUCAGUUAAUUACGCGAAGAUGACCGGCGCCGGAGCCACUUCGCCGAGGAAACACUUGGCCGCUUGUUGUCUAUCGCACGAGUUCCACAAACGCGCUUCCGCUAACCCAAACGGGAUUGCAGUGAUACACGCUUGCGGCGGUGGUCGGCUAUCGCAAGGAUUCUGCCGCAAUGAGAAAGGAGACAGUAGCGAGCAAACCUCAAUCGGCUUCGAUGAGCUCGUACCGGAGAAGAGGGUUUCAUUUCACCCUAUAACUUACGAAGGCGAUAUCUGCUUCACUUUCUCUGACAUUCUCUCGGCCGUCGAUUCUCUUAGUUCAAGGCUCCGCCGGAUUCUCGACGGCGAUGAUGUUUCUCAUCCUACUGAACUGCAUUCAGGGAAUGACAUACUCAGGGAUGAGUCAGUACAGGUUAAGAAUUCUGGAUCUCUGGAUUCUUCUGGUCCACGUGUACACCGGUUCAAUGAAUCUCAAAAGACAUAUACUCCAAAAGUAGUCGGAAUAUAUAUGGAGCCAUCUAUUGAAUACAUUGUUACGGUCCUCUCUGUACUAAGAUGCGGAGAGGCUUUUAUGCCUUUGGACCCAUCAUGGCCUAACGAGAGGAUAUCACGAGUACUAUCAUCUUCAAAAGCAGAACUCGUUGUUGGUUCUAUUGAAGAUUACAUAAAAAAGAAUGAUUUUGUUUCGUUGGAUUUAGUGUGGCCUUGUGAAAGGGAAAGGUUAAGAUCAUUCUGUUACCUGAUGUACACAUCUGGGUCUACUGGGGAGCCUAAAGGUGUAUGUGGCACUGAAGCAGGUCUUCUGAAUCGCUUUUUAUGGAUGCAAGAAUUGUACCCCUUACAUCUUGAAGAUCGGUUGCUCUUCAAAACAUCAAUAAGCUUCAUCGAUCAUUUGCAAGAGUUUCUUGGAGCUCUGCUUGCCACUUGUACGUUGGUUAUACCCCCUUUCAAUCAGCUCAAAGAAAAUCUGUUUUAUAUUGUCAAUAUUUUACAGGAUUACUUGAUUGGGAGGAUUAUAGCCGUUCCAUCAUUUAUGAGAGCAAUUCUUCCUGCACUAGAAAGUGCACAUUUUAGGACUAUUCAAAGUUCUUUGAAAGUUUUAGUAUUAAGUGGUGAAAUUUUACACCUUUCCCUGUGGAAGGUCCUUGUGAUGUUACUGCCCCGGACAGCUAUUUUGAAUUUAUAUGGGAGUACAGAGGUUUCUGGUGACUGUACAUACUUUGAUUGCAAGAAUUUACCUCUGAUCUUGGAGCAUGAAAAUCUGAGUGAUGUUCCUAUCGGCUUGCCUUUGUACAAUUGUGAUAUUAUGCUCCAUGGAGAUGGCGAUCCCAUUGAAGGAGAGAUAUGUGUCAGUGGACUCUGCCUUUCAGCAGGAUACUUUAAAUAUCCAUCUAUUUUGCCAUUGGAUUAUGUAGAAUUAUCUCAGGGCUAUGACAGUGAUAGCCCCAACCUUAGAGUUCAACGAUAUUUUAGAACCGGGGAUUUUGCUAGAAAACUUCAAAACGGGAACUUCGUUUUUAUAGGUAGAAAAGAUCGCACUGUAAAGAUUAGUGGGCAGCGCAUUGCUUUGGAGGAGGUUGAAAAUGUUUUGCAGGAACAUCAAGAAGUAGCUGAUGCCGCUGUUAUUUUCCGUAAUGAAGGAGAUAUUUCACUCCUGGAAGCGCAUCUGAUAAUGAAGGAUAAGAGUGAACACGUUGACAUAUUGGGUUCUAUCAUGAAUUGGAUAGCUAGAAAACUCCCACCGGCUAUGGUUCCUAUUCGUUUCAUCUUUGCCGAGUCAUUUCCCACGUCUUUUAGUGGAAAAGUGGAUUACAACCUAUUGGCAAGUAGUUGUGUGUGCAACACAGUGUUCAAUAGCAGGGUCGAUGAAACUCAAGAUUUGGAUCUGAUUCAAACUAUCAAGAAGGCUUUUUCUGAUGGUCUAAAGGUUGAUAACAUCUCUGAUAAUGCUGAUUUUUUUGAGAUGGGUGGUAAUUCUAUUUCCGCUGCCUAUGUCUCUUACACUUUAGGAAUCAAUAUGAAGGACUUGUAUACUUUCCCAACACCAAAGAAGCUUCAGCUGGCACUUCUGAGAAAUGAAGUUUCAUCCAUUCAUGAUCUUACAUCACGUGCGUCAAAAGGAGUCGAUUACAAAGCGCCAGACAACAGCAAGUCUCUUUCUGUCAAUUCAAAGGAACCAUGUCAUAGUAGAAGAGUGCCCCUUAGCAGACAAUCUAUUAAGCGCCUUAAGAUGAACUCUGACGGAUCUAUUGAUGUUAGUGCAAGAGACGGUUCCAAUUCCAACUUGGAUCUUAUCAAAUGUUCAUUUAGUCGAUGCAACCAUGUGAAGCAUGCCGAUAAAUGUGGGGGGGAUAAAUGCUAUAUUGUGCGCAUGCAAGAAUUUCCAAGCAAUGGAAAAGUUUCAAUACGAGAAUACUUGAAAGUUCACAUGGACUCUUGUGUUGAUGCAUCACCACUAAUUGUGUAUACAAAAAGUGAUGUGUAUGUGUUUAUAGGAUCUCACUCCCACAAGUUCGUUUGUAUAAAUGCCAACAGGACACUAGAAUGGCUUGGAGUUUGGUAUUUUGGCAUAAAAUUUGUACUUGGUAUUGUUCAAUGGAUGGUGAAAUUAAAAGGAAGAAUUGAAUGUUCAGCCGCAAUAGUUGGUGAUUUUUCUCAGAUUGUUGUUGGUUGUUACGAGGGAAAUAUUUAUUUUCUUAGUUUUUCAAAUGGCAGCACACUUUGGAGUUACAGAACACAUGGAGAGGUCAAAUCACAGCCAGUGGAAGACAAAUCCAAGCACCUGGUCUGGUGUGGGUCACAUGACCACAACCUUUAUGCCCUGGACUACAGAAGCUAUAGCUGUGUUUUCAAAAUAUCUUGUGGUGGAAGCAUAUUUGGCUCACCUGCAAUUGAUGAGAUGCAAGAAAAACUUUAUGUGGCAUCAACAAGUGGACGGCUAACAGCAGCAUCUACUGAGACUCAGCUGUCUCAUGUACUAUGGGUAAAAGAUCUGGGAGCCCCUGUUUUUGGGCCGCUCUCCAUAAACUCUACAUAUGAGAUAGUGAUUUGCUGUCUUGUUGAUGGAAGUGUUCUUGCGUUGGAUGUGACUGGGGCAAUUGUUUGGAAGGGAAGAACAGGUGGCCCGAUAUUUGCAGGACCAUGCAUGUCACCUACAUUGCCAUCUCAGGUGCUUGUUUGUUCAAGAGAUGGCUGCAUCUAUUCAUUUGACCUGGGAAACGGGAAAUUAAUCUGGAAACACAGUGUCGGAGAUCCCAUCACUGCAUCUGCAUACAUCGAUGAAAACUUGAUUUUGGUUCACGAUCACCACCCUCUACCCCGGAGGCUCAUCUGUGUAUGCACCAGUUCUGGAAGCAUUCAUGUGCUUCAAGUCAACUCUGAUCAUCAUAAUGAAGCAGCAACAAAGUCAUCGCCCGAGGAAGGUGUGAUGAUGGUACAGGAAAUCAUUAGCUUUGAUCUUGGAGGUGAAAUAUUUUCGUCCCCUGUGAUGAUCGGCGGAAGCAUAUUUGUUGGAGCCCGGGAUGAUUACUUGCACUGCUUAAAGCUGGAUUUACAGGUUCUAACUCAAAACUUAAACUCAACCCUAUGUAUGUCUUAGGCAUUAUCAUAUGCACUCAUGGUAACACCAAUUAUGCCUCUUUUUAUACAGAUUUUCUUCUUCUUUCUUUCUUGAAUGCUUUUUACAAUAGACCUCUUCAUAAUAUCGAAAUGAUCGAAUGUGUGGCUCAGAAGUCUUAUUUCUCUAAGCAAAUUCUAAUCAUAUUUUUUUAAAUUUUUUUUAACAUUUUUUUUAGAAUUCAGUGAAAGUCAAACAAGUAAGUUUUUUUUUUUUUGCGAGACCGAAGGAGUAACCCACGGUACUUCGGGGAAAAAACUUUUUCACCACUU